Daucus carota subsp. sativus is the source of this 2064-nucleotide messenger RNA. RefSeq lists its product as uncharacterized. The transcript has 3 exons. Gene Ontology annotation, biological process: telomere maintenance; DNA repair. Gene Ontology annotation, molecular function: DNA helicase activity. The record is from RefSeq and is a predicted model, not a curated record. The coding region runs from base 1 to 2064 and encodes 687 amino acids. Lineage: Eukaryota; Viridiplantae; Streptophyta; Magnoliopsida; Apiales; Apiaceae.
AUGUACGUAGUUGAAUUUCAAAAGUGUGGGCUUCCACACGUGCAUAUGUUGAUCUGGCUUGAUGCUGCAUCCAAAAUCAAUCUUAAAUCUGAUGUUGACAAAUAUGUCAGUGCUGAGCUGCCUGAUCCCCUGACUGAUCCAGAGGGCUACGCUGCUGUUAGGGAAUUUAUGAUUCAUGGUCCAUGUGGUCAUGAUUUUCCAAAAUCUCCCUGUAUGAGGAACUACAAGUGUUCUCGCCGUUUUCCUAAGAAGUAUUGUUCCCAGACAAAUUUUGAUGAAUCUGGAUUUCCUAUUUAUCAGAGGCGCAACACUGGGAUAACAGUAAAUGUGCGCAAAGCCACUUUAGACAACCAAUGGGUUGUUCCUUACAAUCGAUCCUUAUUGGUUAAAUACCAGUGCCACAUCAACAUAGAGAUAUGUUGUCAUGCUCGCAGUGUUAAAUACUUAUUCAAGUACUGCUUGAAAGGCCCUGACAAUGCAACUGUUGAGAUUACUGGUCGUAAGAAAUUGUUGACCGGUUCUGAUUCUGAAGCUGUUGAUGAAAUUCAAGCUUUUUUUGAUGGUCGCUAUAUUUGUGGUGCUGAGGCAUCAUAUAGGACUUUUGGUUUUGACAUACAUCAUCGUUCAAUAUCAGUUGAGCAUCUACCAUACCAUCUACCAGGUCAAAAAAAUUGUGUUUUUAAACCUUCAGAAUCUUUAAAAAAUGUUGCUGGGAGGGAGAAAUAUAGGCUUUCUAAGUUGGAGGCUUUUUUUUUACUUUACUCUACUGAUUGCACUGCUAACCAGUAUACAUAUGACCAGAUUCCUAUGCACUAUGUGUGGAACGAUUCAGAUCAUAUAUGGUCUGUGCGUAAGAAAAGACAACAAAUAGGUCGUCUCACGUAUACUCACCAUGGUUCUGGUGAGAUAUGGUACCUACGACUAUUGUUGUCUCGUGUUCCUGGACCUAAAUCUUUUGAAUGCUUGAGGAUGGUUGAUGGUGUUCUUUAUUCAACAUUUCAGGAGGCAUGCAAACACCGUGGCUUUCUUAAUGAUGAUGAUGAGUGGCAUGAGGUGUUGAAGGAGGCUUCAAAGUCUGGGUUUGCUCCCCAGAUACGGGAAUUGUUUGUUCAUGUUAUUGUGAACUGUCAAGUAUCUGACGUGAAGCAGCUGUGGGAAUUGAAUUUACAACAUAUGACUGAUGAUAUCGUAUUCAAUCAGCGCAAGCUUUCUGGGAAUCAUAAUCUCAUAUUAUUGGAGGACGAUAUUAUAAAUUAUGCCCUUGCUGAGGUAAACAAGAUUUUGAAGUCUAUCGGCAAAUCACUACGGGAUUAUCCAACAUUGCCUCAGCCUCCAUCGCACUUUAUAAAUUCAUCUUCAGAUAAUCUGGUAUUGGAUGAGAGGAGUUAUGAUCGUAAUGUUAUGAAUGCAGAAUACGAAGGACUUCUGGCUUCAUGCAACGAACAACAAAUAUCAAUUUACACUGCUGUUAUGGAGUCCAUUAAAAAUAAUGAAGGGAAAACUUUUUUUGUUUAUGGUAGUGGGGGGUGUGGGAAGACUUAUUUAUGGAGAACGUUGAUUUCCAGGUUGAGAUCUGAAGGCCAGAUUGUUUUUCCUGUUGCUUCUUCGGGAAUAGCUGCCACCUUGCUUCCUGGUGGUAGAACUGCUCAUUCCCGUUUUAAAAUUCCAAUAUUACUUGACGACUACUCUAUUUGCAACAUUUCACACAAUUCAGAUCUUGUUGAGUUGAUCAAGGAGACGAAGCUGAUAAUAUGGGAUGAAGCUCCCAUGCAGCAUCGUUAUGCUUUUGAAUGUGUGGACCGCACUUUACGUGACAUUAUGAAAUCUGUAGAUCCAAAGAAUUUUCACUUGCCGUUUGGUGGUAUCACUCUUAUUCUAGGUGGUGAUUUCCGUCAAAUAUUACUCGUCAUCUCAUUGGGUUCUCGUGCAGAUAUUGUUUCUGCUUCUAUAACUCGGUCUAGGAUUUGGUCUAUAUGUACUGUUUUUACACUAGAUCAAAACAUGCGAUUGAACCGUCCUAUAUCGGAUGAAGAGAAGGAGACAAUGAAAGCGUUUGCUGAGUAG